Eruca vesicaria subsp. sativa (arugula) is the source of this 1074-nucleotide messenger RNA. Lineage: Eukaryota; Viridiplantae; Streptophyta; Magnoliopsida; Brassicales; Brassicaceae. The record is from the annotation of a GenBank genome assembly.
AUGGGGAUAGAAAUGGAUUCCGACAAACUUCCUGACCAGCUUCCAAGGUUCCAACUGGGCCCUUGCUUUUUGCAUUUCAACUUGGGUAAUUUCAACAUGGAGAUGACUAGAUCUCUAGAAAUAACGGUGACGUCAGCAAAAGGGCUUGAGAAAGUCUCUAAGAUGGAUGUUUUCGUGGCCGCGAAGUUAUCCGGCGAUCCCAAAUGUUCCGGGCAUAGCGAGCAGCGGACACAAGUGGCUAGAGACUGUGGAACAAGCCCCAGGUGGAUCGAUGGCGUCAUGAAAUUCACUAUCGACCAAACCUUAGCUGAGGCUAACCGGCUUGUGAUCACAUUCACGAUCAAAUGCGAGCAACGUGGAGGAGGUGAUAAAGACAUCGGCGUGGUUCACGUUCCGGUGAAAGAGCUUUUGGAUCAUCUCGGAAACGACAAGGCCGGUCAAAGAUACGUCACGUACAGAAUCAAGAAGACUAAUGGAAAACCAGGAGGUGAUAUCAGUUUCACUUAUUCCUUUACCGGUCCGGUGCCUGUUGCGAGCUAUGUUGGAUGCCCACGUUACAUUGCUCACGAGCCAGUGCGUCCCCCUGCAUCGAAGUGCCAGCCUGUUACGAACGGACCCGCGUUGAGUCAGUUGCUUCCAAGCGUUGGAUCGUUUAGCUAUGGUCACGGUCCUUCUCACCAGCCACCGGUUUAUCCACCACAGGCUCAGCCGGAGAUUCUGCCUCAGGCAUGUUUCCCUGGCUUGUAUCCACCUAGUGGCUAUCCGAUGAGUUACACACCGGAAAGCCCACCGUCAAUGUAUGCAUCUAUAUUUCCUGGCUUAUCAUGUCCACCUGAAGGCUAUCCUAAUGUGGCUCCGCCGCAGACACAACCGGCACCAUACCCACCGAUGAAUCCUUACAGAUUUUGACUGGUCAACUCUUCGGAACUUAUAAGGAAAUUUGUAGACAUUAACUUUUUUUUUCUUUUUCUAUUCAACUUCCUAUAUAUAUUUUUUCAAACAGAAAAAUAAAUUGUGUGCUUGUUGUUGAUUUUCUUUUUGCAAAAGAUUGUUGUUGGUUUUGUUAUUAUUGAA